Messenger RNA from Paramuricea clavata, 2593 nucleotides. NCBI's taxonomy places the organism in Eukaryota, Metazoa, Cnidaria, Anthozoa, Malacalcyonacea, Plexauridae. The record is from the annotation of a GenBank genome assembly.
GAAAAAGCUGACACGAAGCUGAUGAUCACACGCCAUUUUUGUUGGUUUAUAUAAAGUUAAAAGCGAAAACUAAAUAUUUUCUGGCAGAAACAAGUAUCAGCAACGGAGUAACUGUAGGUCGCUAAUAAACAUUAUAUCUAAAUAUAAUAUUUGUGGGAACGUUUGUGUGUGUGUGUCCACCUGUCUUGGCUAUUAUAUAUUUGUAAAAAGAAAAUGAAUCAAGAAAGUUCAAAUGGUGAAUGUCCUAAAGCUGAAAAGAAACCUCGAGCAAAAUGUACAGUUUGUGGUAAGACAUUUUGUAGUGAACAGAGAUUAAGCUAUCAUGCACGAGUUCAUGCAAGAGACAACUCUUUCAGAUGUGAGGAAUGUUUUAAACCGUUUAUGUUUGCCAGUCAUUUGAAACGUCACAUGGCUGUUCACACAGGGGAGAAAAAACACAAAUGUGACAUAUGUAAAAAGAUGUUUUCCCGUACAGAUACUUUGGCAGAACAUAAAAGAUCCCACACAGGAUAUAAGCCAUAUAAAUGCGACAUUUGUGAGAAGUCGUAUACCCAAUUAUCAAGCUUGAAACUUCAUAAGGUAUUACACACUGGCAAAAAACCUUACAAAUGCAAAAAAUGUGAUAUGGCAUUUGCCACAUCUUAUGGUCUGCACCAGCACAAGCAAACCCACACAGGAAAAAAGCCGCAUGUUUGUGAUACUUGUGGAAUGGCAUUCUUACAUUCAUCCAACUUGGUUCGCCACACGAGACGACAUACAGGGGACAAACCUUAUAAAUGUGACAUCUGUGGCAUGUGCUUCACCCAAGGUGGUAUUCUCACCAAUCAUAAGAGAACACAUACAGGAGAAAAACCUUACCAAUGUGAUGUUUGUGACAAAGCCUUUUCUCAGUCAGCAGGCUUGAUCUGUCAUAAGAGAACACAUACUGGAGAGCAGCCUUUUAAAUGUGAUUUCUGUGAUCAGUGUUUUGCUUAUUUAAAAACUUUAAAAGAGCACAUGGUUGUCCAUGUUGAAGAACAAUUAAUCAAAUAGACAUGUUCAUUUUAGAGUUCUAGAUUCAGAGUUUGAAAAGUAGACAACUAUAUUGAGAUUGCUGACAAUGACAACCGGCCAGAGUAUAGCCUAUAACAUAAUUAUGGAUCAUUCCAGAAAACAUCCACGUCUUCCCCAGGUAAGGAAUGUGAAACUAACCCCUACCAUAGGCAGCCCAAAAAUGUGUGGUAUUUGUCUCUUUUAUGUAGUCUCAUUAGUCAUAGCUUGGAAAAGUUUUGAAAGCUAGUGAGUAAAAAUCUCUCGCGCUCGCACAUGGUGCUAGGGCGUUGUUUAUUAUUAUGACAAGGUUGGGAAGAUUUUUAACGGAAAUUUAUUACAACGUUUACUAAAAAUAUUUUGCAAAUUACAAGCAAAAACAAUUAAAAUAUAUACAUCAUUUCAAACACUGGUAAUUUUACUAUGUUCUCCCAAAGUUCUAAAUUCAAAAGCUUAUUCUAAGGAUGUUAAUUUUUUAAAAAAGCGAAUUUUUUUUGGGUUUUUAACAAAAUAAAACUAUGCUGGGGUUACCCACCCUGUGGUGAUGUCAUAUUUUUUAAAUUUUGAUGAAGUGCUGUUGUUACAUGAUGACGUUUUGUACUGGACUCGUAUAUGCAUACCCAAGAGUGAAAGAUUUUCACGUGCAAGCUUUCAAAACUUUCCCAAGCAACAUAAAAGAGACAAAUACCAUGACUACAUAAGAGACAAAUACCAUGCCUUUUUGGGCUGCCUAUGCCCCUACUUCCCUUUAGUCGUUCUAAUACAUUUGCUAUUAUCAGAAGUCCUAAUACAAUUGCUAUUAUCUAUGCUACAUAGUUGUUCACUUGUGUGAAAUGCUGUAAUAAAUGUCUGGAAAAUAUGUAUCAGUAUGACAUUUAGCAACUUUGCUAUAUUAUAGCAUUUGUAAAUUCUGAAUGCUGAUUGGCUAAGAGACGUGUUGACAUAAAUCUUAUCAAUGUCAACACAGAAAAUUUCUUUCUUUGUAUUAUUUGUGCUAUAUUAAAAACAUAUAAAACAUUUUUCCGUAUUGAUAUACAGUUAUAAUAUCAACACUCAUGAAAAUUGGGAAAAAUCAAAAUUGUGUGAAAACACUCUGCCCUCUGUGUUUCCUCACAAUUUCUUGUUUUCCCAAUAUCCACUUGUGUUGAUAUAACUGUAUAUCAACACUGAAAACUUUUAUAUUUGUUAAAAGUGACAUGAAAAAAUGAAAUUGUUUGCUGCAUAGCAACCUUGGCUUCCCUAAAGCUGAUGGUGUUUCGGAAACACUGUUUGUGUUAUGGAGGCUACAGCAUCUGUGACCAAUGUUUGUAUACAUGUAUCUGUUGAUAUUUUAUUACUGUAAGGGCUUGCUUGUGAUGUAAAGUGUAUUUGGGUAUUGUUUGGAUUAGUUGAGUUAUGUUACUACUUAUGUAUUAGUUGGGUUAUAUGUUAUGUAUUCGGUUUAUUUGCACCUCUUGUAAUUAAUACACAACAGGUUAAUAUAAUGUAAGGAAGUGCAAAAAAUGUUAUUUACUUGUGUGAUGCUAUAACAGGAGUAACAGCUUGUAAAAUGUCAAUAAAAUUG